Messenger RNA from Salvelinus fontinalis (brook trout), 4420 nucleotides. Its product is annotated as voltage-dependent P/Q-type calcium channel subunit alpha-1A-like. Gene Ontology annotation, biological process: calcium ion import across plasma membrane; chemical synaptic transmission. Bases 200 to 1063 code for a protein of 287 amino acids. Gene Ontology annotation, cellular component: neuronal cell body; voltage-gated calcium channel complex. Gene Ontology annotation, molecular function: high voltage-gated calcium channel activity. NCBI's taxonomy places the organism in Eukaryota, Metazoa, Chordata, Actinopteri, Salmoniformes, Salmonidae. The record is from RefSeq and is a predicted model, not a curated record. The transcript is spliced from 7 exons.
UUCUCCCUCGCUCUCUCUUGCUCUCUCUCCCUCCCUCUUCUCCUUCUCUCUCUACCCUUCUCCCACCCCUGCUCUCUUCUCUUAUUCUCUCUGCCCUCUCCCUGGUUGGCUGUGGUUGGCUGUGGCUGUUCUGGCUGUGGCUGUGGGGGGCGGUGGCUGUGCUGCGCUGACAUGCAGUGGCAGGAUCAGUUGCAGGGAUAUGUAUGACAUGCUCAGGCAUAUGAGCCCUCCGCUAGGCCUGGGGAACAGGUGCCCGGCACGGGUGGCCUACAAGAGGCUGCUGCGGAUGGACCUCCCGGUCGCCGACGACAACUCAGUCCACUUCAACUCCACCCUGAUGGCCCUGAUCCGCACGGCGCUGGACAUCAAGAUCGCCAAGGGUACGGAAGGAGGUGUGGACAAACACCAGAUGGAUGCAGAGCUGAGGAAAGAGAUGAUGGCGAUUUGGCCCAAUCUCUCCCAGAAGACCCUGGACCUCUUAGUCACGCCACAUAAGUCAGCAACAGACCUGACGGUGGGGAAGAUCUACGCUGCCAUGAUGAUCAUGGAGUACUACAGGCAGAGCAAGGCCAAGCGCUCUCAGGCGCGGCUAGAGGCGGAGCAGCGCGUGGAGCCGCCCUCCCCCAUCCAGGACGGGCCUCUCAGCCUCCCUCCUACCCAACCGGCAGACCCCGUCAACAGCCUACCGGUGGAGGGGGGGGUUCCAGAGAGCCAGUCGUGGGUGACAGUGCGGGCUCAGGAGAUGUCCCAGAGAGUAGGCAGCUGGAGUCCUGAGGGACAGCACUCUGAGGAUGGCCUGGACAGCAGGCAUAACUCGCAGACGGUAGAGAUGAGAGAGAUGGGGCGUGAUGGUUACUCGGAUACCGAGCACUUUCAGCCAAUGGAAGGCCACGGAAGGGCCGCUUCCAUGCCACGCCUUCCAGGCGACAACCAAGUGAGCACCCCUCAUUUCCUCUCCUCCCUCCCUCUCUCGCUCCCUCUAGCUUUUCAUCUCCUUGACUCAAUCUCCACGAUAAGCUACAUGACUAGAGACACACAAAGACUAGAGACAGACUAUUUAUAAUCCAACACAGUGCAUAGCAAAAUACUAUGAAACAUUGCUGAAAAUGGACACGUGAUACUUUCAAGCAUAUUUAAAAAAAAAAAAAAAAAAAAAAAAAGCAUGGUAUUUGACGUGAUAUCAUGCAUUUUGACGGUAGCUCCCCUUUCUAUGCUGUUGAAAUAUCGUCCAUAGGAUGUUUGCCAGACAGACUUACAGGUAAGUCUUACAGACUACUGUACCAAACACCCCAACACCCCACUCUUCCUCUCCUCCUCCUCUCCACUCAUCCCCUUGGAGGUGUGUUACUGUGGUUGUCCCUUCUCAUCCAGUACCAAGUCAUCUCUGCUAUAUUGUCACACACACACUCUUUGUUUAAGGUAGUCCAUCGUAUCCGAGGAUGACUUCCACUACUGCUUGUUGGAUCACUGAUGACUGUAUAAUCUGAUGCGGGAUGCACACUGUUGCCACAGACAGAGCACACAAAGGCCUGUCCUGUUGAGGCCAGUGAAGUCAUGGUCUACGUUCAGUCCUUUUUUCCUCGGUCAACUGCACUCCUUGAUGGCAGAGGCCACGCCAGGUGGAACGGUCCGCAGCAACAGUCUGGAGGGAGGCAGAGUUUACCCCACACUUCUUUAGUGAUGUCUUCAGUUGGUCCUUUAGACACUUUUUCUGCCCACCUGAAGAGCGACAGCCCAGUUGUAGCUGUCCGUACAGUGUAUUUCACGGCAGGCGAUCCUCUGGCAUCCGGAUGGCAUGGCCGAGCCAUCUAAGCUGGUGGUGUGUGAUGGACGCUUCAAUACUCAUGCAGUUGGUUUUCUGUAGGAUCUCUGAGUGCGGAACACGGUCCUGCCAGGUCACUUUCAAAGUGCUUUGAAGGCAUUCUAUGUGAAAGGACUCCAGUUGUUUUAAGUGUCGGCUGUGUACUGUACAUGUUUCACAUCCAUAAAGGACUGUAGAUACACACACUGCCUGGUAGACUGCAACUGGUGUGGAGGUGCAGGUUGCUGCUGUUAAAAACCCUCUUCCUUAGCCGACCUAAAGACGACAAGGUCUGUUUGACCCGAUUCUGGAUAUCCUGGUCCAAGAUUAAAAUGUGAUACAAUGGGAAGUGAGGAGUCUGAGAUGGAGAAUGGAUGUGUUUCAGGCGUAGGAUCAGAUGACCACUGACAUAGGACCUCUGUUUUUGGGACGUUAACAGACAGCCCCAUUAGGCUAUACGCUCACACAUCUGCUCUGAGUAUGGCUUGUAGAGCUUCUGGGGUAUGUGCCACAAGAGUGCAAUCAUCCGCAUACUGGAGCUCAAGUACUUGUUAAGAUUUGAGCUUUAUGGCAGCUUGGAGCUUCCUAACGUUGAAGAAUUUUCCGUCCAAUCUGAAGUACAGGGUCACCCCACCCUCUGUUUCCAUGUCCUUGUGCAGGACUGCUGUGACACACAGGAAGAAGACAUUGAAUAGGACCGGCGCAAGCACACACCCAUGCCGCACACCAGUACCAACUCUAAAAGGGUUCAGACUCCUGACGGCUAAUUCUUACUCUGGCCACCAUCUCCUCAUGGAUCUGACGCAGGACGUUCACACAUUUCCCAGUGCAGCCAUACUGCAGGAGGACCUUCCAAAGGAGUUCAUGGUGUACUGUGUCAAAGGCUUUGGAGAGAUCCAGAAAGGCCAUGAACAGGUACUGUGUCUGUUCACUGCACUUUUCCUGCUGUUGUUGUGCACUGAAGAUCAUGUCCACCAUGCUUCUGUUCUUUCUGAAGCUGCACUGGGACUCCGGGAGCAGGUCUGCAGUGACGGUGUCGAUGAUUCUGUGGUGGAAGACCUUCACCAGGACUUUGACAGCAACUGGAAGGAAUGAUAUGCCCCUGCUGUUGCCGCAGAUGGAUUUGCCUCCCUUGUUUUUUGUAUAUAUGUUUGCAUCCCUCCAUUGAUCGGGAUGUGCUCUUGUCUCCAUACCUCAGAGAUGAACAGGCAAACUGCUCUGGUACAGAGAUAGCCCCCCAGUUUUAGGAUCUCAGCAGGGAUGGAGUCAGGUCCAGGAGUUGAGUUAUUCUUCAGUGACCUGACGGUGGUGCAGACCUCAGAAAAGGUGGGUGGGAGAUCAAGGCUCUGGAUGGUGGGCAGUGUUUGGAGCUCCUCUAGGACUGAGUAGUCAACUGGGCUCGGCUGGUUUAAGAGGGCUUCACCUCUGGACUAUCGUAGUUUGGUCCUUUAUGAGAGUGGACCCAUCUGCACUUCUUAGGGGACAGAGAAAGCAACUUCCUGGGCCGUGGGUUGUCUUCGGGGCAUCAUACAACUUCUUGGGCCAUGGGUUGUCUUCAGGGCAUCAUACAACUUCCUGGGCCAUGGGUUGUCAUCAGGGCAUCAUACAACUUCUUGGGCCGUGGGUUGUCUUCAGGGCAUCAUACAACUUCUUGGGCCGUGGGUUGUCUUCAGGGCAUCAUACAACUUCUUGGGCCGUGGGUUGUCUUCAGGGCAUCAUACAACUUCUUGGGCCGUGGGUUGUCUUCAGGGCAUCAUACAACUUCUUGGGCCGUGGGUUGUCUUCAGGGCAUCAUACAACUUCUUGGGCCGUGGGUUGUCUUCAGGGCAUCAUACAACUUCUUGGGCCGUGGGUUGUCUUCAGGGCAUCAUACAACUUCUUGGGCCGUGGGUUGUUUUCGGGGCAACAUACAACUUGUGCAUGUUUUAUCUAUCCCCACAAGAUUGAAGUUCUUGUGCUUUGGAGAUCCACCACUCAUUUUGUCGUAGAGUACUCUGUGCCUCCUUCCGCUGCUACACACACACACACACACACACACACACACACACACACACACACACACACACACACACACACACACACACACACACACACACACACACACACACCAGCACACAUGUACAUUCUUCUACCCUCAUAACUAUCACUGCUGUCAAGCCCUAGAUCUUCUUUCUCUUCCUUUUUCUCUCUCCAGCCUCAGUUCUUAUCUUCUAUCUAAAUCAAUCUUUAUUUCUCUUUCUCUCUCCAGCUAAAGUUCUUAGCUUCUAUCUAAAUCAUUCUUUCUUUCCCUCUUCUCUAAUGGUUUUGCUACAAAGGUGACUUGAAAUGUGGGGUUUUGUUUCAACCAGGUUUGAAUUUGAAAUCAUGCCCAACUGCAAAUGAUCUAGUGUCAUUUUGGGGUCAACAUUUCUUUGAGAAGGUAUUGUUCAAGUGGUCGAGUGAUGUACUGUCAUGCUCAAACUAAAAGAUAUAGUAAAUAGAAUACUACUAUCUUGAAACAAAAACUGUCACCAGGUUGAAACAGUGCUUUUGCUCUGAUAUGAGUAAGUGUGCUGCUGCUAUGUGUGGAUGUGUGACUAUGUCCUGAUGUCCUGAGUGUGUGUGUGUGUGUGUGUGUGU